Penicillium mononematosum is the source of this 465-nucleotide messenger RNA. Its product is annotated as MGMT family protein. Gene Ontology annotation, molecular function: methylated-DNA-[protein]-cysteine S-methyltransferase activity. Lineage: Eukaryota; Fungi; Ascomycota; Eurotiomycetes; Eurotiales; Aspergillaceae. The record is from RefSeq and is a predicted model, not a curated record. The transcript has a single exon. Gene Ontology annotation, biological process: DNA repair. Bases 1 to 465 code for a protein of 154 amino acids.
AUGUCCCUCACGACAGUCCAGCCCGCAGAUCCGCGGACAACACCAACCCCAGAGCAGCAAAACCCCAAACCCCAGAAAUCCCUCCAACCCGCACAACCCACAGCACAAACCAAAAAAUAUCUCCACCGCAUAUCCCUGCACCCAACGCUAACACCCUACCGCCGGCGCGUGUAUCGCACGCUCCUCUCCGUCCCGCCAGGUCGGUGGACUACGUACUCGGCGAUGGCGACGUACCUAGGCUCCAGCGCGCGGGCGGUCGGCAACGCGAUGCGCACUAACCCCUUUGCGCCGGAGGUGCCGUGUCAUCGGGUCCUUGCGGCGGAUGGGUCGUUGGGUGGGUAUAAGGGGGAGUGGAAGGUUGAUGGGCAUAAGGGUGGUGGUGGGUUUUGUGAGGAGAAGAGGUUGAGGCUUGAGGAGGAGGGAGUUGUUUUUUUGGAUGGAAAGGUUAGGGGGGAUUUGUUUUAA